This is a messenger RNA of Peronospora belbahrii, 957 nucleotides long. The record is from the annotation of a GenBank genome assembly. Lineage: Eukaryota; Oomycota; Peronosporomycetes; Peronosporales; Peronosporaceae.
AUGGGUCUUUCACAAGAACGUAAGCUCGAAUACUUUGAAAAGCUUGAGUCACUGCUUGAAAAUUAUACCAAGAUUUUCCUAGUGGGUGUUGAUAAUGUUGGCUCUACUCAAAUGCAGCAGAUUCGUCUUGUUUUACGUGGUCGUGGUGAAGUUUUAAUGGGUAAAAAUACCCUCAUGCGUAAGGUAUUCAACAAUUUUGUAAAGAAAAAUCCAGGUCAUCCACUCGAGAAUUUCAUUCCAUUGCUCAAGGGAAAUGUUGGGUUUGUCUUUACGAAUGAAGACCUGUCGGAAAUUCGUCAAUUACUUGAAUCAAAUCGUGUUCCUGCUCCAGCUCGUGUUGGUUCCAUUGCUCCAAUUGAUGUGAUUGUACCUCCUGGACCAACGGGUGCUGAUCCUGGUCAGACAUCUUUUUUCCAGGCUUUGCAGAUUGCUACCAAGAUUCAAAAAGGUCAGAUUGAGAUUGUUUCCGAGGUGUUGCUGACUAAAAAGGGUGAAAAGGUUGGCAACUCGGAAGCUGCUUUGCUGCAGAAACUCGACAUCAAGCCGUUCUCGUACGGUUUAGUCAUUGUACAGGUGUACGACAAUGGCUCGAUCUUUGAUCCUGUUGUGCUGGAUUUGACGGAGGUCGAUCUCUGCGCCAAGUUUGUUGCUGGAUUGCGUAACGUCGCUGCUGUGUCUCUAGAGCUUGGCAUCCCUACGCUUGCUUCUAUUCCUCACUCGAUUGCCAAUGCCUUCAAGGACUUGGUAGCUAUUGCUGUGGAGUGCAAGGAGUUUUCGUUCGAGAAGGCCGAGCCUUACAAAGCUUUCCUGGCGAAUCCGUCUGCUUUUGCUGUAGCUGCUCCUGCUGGUGGUUCUGCUGCUGCUCCUGAAGCCAAGAAAGAGGUGGUCGUGGAAGAAGAAGAGGAGGUUGAUAUGGGUGGCGGUAUGGACAUGUUUGGCGGUGACGAGGACUACUAA